AUGGACAAGAGUAAAACGAUGGAGAUCCUCCGGAGCAUGAAGUUUAUGCAACGCAAAGAGGAGGCGAAACGCCGCGAACUGUUUGAAGCAGACCAAAAGAGGCGAAUGGAGGAGCGCUUGCGCAAGCCUUCAGCGGCGGGAAGUGGUACCAGUGGCGCUGGGGAUGGCUCUUUUGUUACACCCGCAAUAAAUGGUCCAUCCGCCGACACGGGCCGAAAAACAGCGACGAUUUUCUACGAUGUCAACUUUCCCCGUGAACUCUACUCUCACUCACGCCUCUCCUUCGCUGCGAAGGCGUUGGCAACAGCUUCAUCUUCUUCAGUUGCUGGAGCAGGAGCGGAAGAGGCAAGGGAAUUCCAGCAGCGUGAAAAAGAGGAGGAAGAUUGUGGGUCGCGACACGGUGGAGGUGCUGAACAUUCCUCUGAUGACGGGGAGUAUUGGGAAGAUAUUAAUGAGAAGGAUGCUACAGCUGUUGAGUUUGGAAACAAAAAGAAGCGUUUCUGCGUGAAAUCGAAUGCCCCGAAGUUACCCAAAGAUCUUGAACGAAAGGUGUCUGGGGUUAAGCGAAAGCGACGCGGAGGCCGGGGCGAGUGA
Messenger RNA from Trypanosoma brucei brucei TREU927, 594 nucleotides. RefSeq lists its product as hypothetical. NCBI's taxonomy places the organism in Eukaryota, Euglenozoa, Kinetoplastea, Trypanosomatida, Trypanosomatidae. The record is from RefSeq and is a predicted model, not a curated record. The transcript has a single exon. Bases 1 to 594 code for a protein of 197 amino acids.